AUGUCAACUGAAUACUCUGCUGAUUCAUCUAAAUCAUUUAUGAUUGCAAUGCAAUCUAUGAUUGAUACUUCACAAACCUUUAAUCUAGAUAGAUCGAAAAUCUCUUUACCAGAUUUUGAUGACGAGCUAAAAAAAGUCCAAAAGGAUGAACAAAAUCAAAGAACUGAACUAACUGUUCUCUCACAAGAUAGAAAUGAUUGGGAUGAUAUAUUUGAGGAGUUUAAAGACAUUUCAUUUGCUCAACUGCAAUCUAUAAUUGAUUCAUACAAAACAAAGAAUGCAGUUGCAGUAUAUAAAAAAAUUGGAAAACUAAUCAAUGAAGCUGAAACGACACUAAGCAGCAAUGUAUUAUUAGAAACUGUACUGCAAAUGGUUUAUAAACAUCAAAAGCAAGAGUUAGAGAAAGAAUUGUUGGAUUUUUUAGGAACAGGGAAUAUAGACCUUGUUUCUCUGUUACUUCAGCAUAGAAGAAUGAUCGUUGCUACACCUAUAGAAACGACGAUUCUGCUAAUAAAAAAUGCGGUCAAUUCAACGCCAGAGUUCCUGACACAGCAAGAUAUCAGGAAUCAAGUUUUGAAAAGUGCAGAGGAUGCCAAGAAUAGGAAAUUAAAUCCCGCCACUAAAAUAAUCAAGUACCCACACGUCUUCAGAAAAUAUGAAGCAGGAUCCACUACAGCUAUGGCCUUUGCCGGUCAAAAAUUCACUUUGCCAGUAGGGACUACAAGGAUGUCGUACAAUACCCAUGAAGAAAUUAUAAUUCCGGCAGCAGAUCAGGCAUCCAACAAGAACUAUCUCUAUACAAAACUAUUGAAAAUAAGUGAUUUGGAUCAUUUUUGCAAGACUGUAUUUCCCUAUGAAACUUUAAACCAAAUACAAUCCCUUGUUUACCCCGUAGCUUAUAAAACAAAUGAAAAUAUGCUAAUUUGUGCACCUACUGGUGCAGGUAAAACAGACAUUGCAUUACUGACAAUAAUUAAUACAAUAAAACAAUUCUCCGUGGUCAACGGGGAAAAUGAAAUUGAUAUUCAAUAUGAUGAUUUUAAAGUUAUUUAUGUUGCCCCUUUGAAAGCACUCGCUGCUGAAAUCGUCGACAAGUUUAGUAAGAAAUUGGCGCCUUUUAAUAUACAAGUAAGGGAGUUAACAGGCGAUAUGCAAUUGACAAAGGCGGAAAUUUUAGCCACUCAAGUAAUAGUCACAACCCCUGAGAAAUGGGACGUUGUCACCCGUAAAGCAAACGGCGACAACGAUUUGGUUUCAAAGGUCAAAUUACUAAUUAUUGAUGAAGUUCAUUUACUGCACGAAGAUAGAGGUUCGGUUAUUGAAACUUUAGUUGCACGUACCUUGAGACAGGUAGAAAGCUCUCAAUCAAUGAUUCGUAUUAUCGGUCUAUCAGCUACAUUACCCAAUUUUAUGGAUGUAGCAGAUUUCUUAGGAGUAAAUAGACAGAUCGGAAUGUUCUAUUUUGAUCAAUCAUUCCGUCCAAAGCCUCUAGAGCAGCAACUUUUGGGCUGUAGAGGUAAGGCAGGUAGUAGACAAAGUAAAGAGAAUAUCGAUAAAGUCGCUUACGACAAAUUGAGUGAAAUGAUUCAAAGAGGGUACCAGGUAAUGGUAUUUGUCCACUCAAGAAAGGAAACUGUUAAAAGUGCAAGAAACUUUAUCAAACUAGCAGAAUCUAACCACGAAGUUGACCUUUUUGCACCUGACCCUAUCGAAAAGGAUAAAUAUUCUAGAAGUUUAGUGAAGAACAGAGACAAGGAUAUGAAGGAGAUUUUUCAAUUUGGUUUUGGUAUCCAUCAUGCUGGUAUGGCCCGUUCAGAUAGAAAUCUUACUGAAAAAAUGUUUAAAGACGGUGCUAUCAAGGUACUGUGUUGUACUGCAACAUUAGCAUGGGGUGUUAAUUUACCUGCUGAUUGUGUUAUCAUCAAGGGUACACAAGUAUAUGAUUCUAAAAAGGGUGGAUUCAUAGAUCUAGGUAUUUCAGAUGUUAUUCAGAUUUUUGGCAGGGGUGGUAGGCCGGGCUUCGGUUCCGCAAAUGGUACGGGUAUUUUAUGUACUUCCAAUGAUCGUCUGGAUCAUUAUGUUUCCUUAAUUACUCAACAACACCCUAUCGAAUCUAGAUUCGGUUCCAAGUUGGUUGAUAACCUGAACGCCGAAAUUUCAUUGGGGAGCGUGACAAAUGUAGAUGAAGCAAUCGAAUGGCUUGGUUACACAUACAUGUUUGUUCGUAUGAGAAAAAAUCCUUUUACUUACGGUAUUGAUUGGGAGGAAAUUGCAAAUGACCCGCAAUUAUAUGAACGGAGGAGAAAAAUGAUCGUAGUAGCUGCAAGGCGAUUACAUGCUCUCCAAAUGAUUGUGUUCGAUGAAGUGUCAAUGCAUUUCAUUGCAAAGGAUUUGGGCAGGGUGUCCUCUGAUUUUUAUCUUUUGAACGAAUCCGUCGAGAUAUUCAAUCAAAUGUGUGAUCCCAGAGCCACCGAAGCUGAUGUAUUGUCCAUGAUCAGUAUGAGCAGUGAAUUUGACGGUAUAAAAUUUAGAGAAGAAGAAUCCAAGGAGUUGAAGAGACUUUCUGAUGAAUCUGUUGAGUGCCAGAUUGGAAGCCAACUUGACACCCCUCAAGGUAAAGCAAACGUGCUAUUACAGGCUUAUAUUUCCCAGACUAGAAUUUUUGACUCAGCACUAUCAUCCGAUUCGAAUUAUGUUGCUCAGAACUCUGUUAGAAUUUGUAGAGCAUUGUUUUUAAUAGGUGUCAAUAGAAGAUGGGGUAAAUUUUCAAACGUCAUGCUAAAUAUUUGCAAAUCUAUUGAAAAGAGGCUCUGGGCCUUUGAUCACCCUCUCUGUCAGUUUGAUUUGCCUGAAAAUAUUAUCAGACGCAUCAGAGAUACUAAACCUUCCAUGGAGCAUCUUUUAGAAUUAGAGGCAGAUGAGCUCGGAGAGCUGGUGCAUAAUAAGAAGGCCGGGUCUAGGUUAUAUAAAAUAUUGAGCCGAUUUCCAAAGAUUAAUAUAGAAGCUGAGAUUUUCCCCAUUACAACAAAUGUAAUGAGGAUACAUAUUGCAUUAGGUCCAGACUUUGUAUGGGAUUCCCGGAUACAUGGUGAUGCACAGUUUUUUUGGGUUUUCGUUGAAGAAUCUGAUAAGUCGCAAAUCCUUCAUUUUGAAAAGUUCAUCUUAAACAGAAGGCAGUUGAAUAAUCAGCAUGAAAUGGACUUCAUGAUCCCAUUGUCAGACCCUUUGCCUCCGCAGGUUGUCGUAAAGGUUGUGUCGGAUACUUGGAUUGGCUGUGAAUCGACCCAUGCCAUCUCUUUUCAACAUUUAAUCAGACCAUUUAACGAAACUUUACAGACAAAAUUGUUGAAGUUACGUCCUCUACCUACAUCAGCCCUCCAGAAUCCUUUAAUUGAGUCAAUUUAUCCUUUCAAGUAUUUCAAUCCCAUGCAAACUAUGACAUUUUAUACACUUUACAAUACCAAUGAGAAUGCGUUUGUUGGCUCGCCUACAGGUUCUGGUAAAACGAUUGUGGCUGAAUUGGCUAUAUGGCAUGCCUUCAAAACAUUUCCUGGGAAAAAGAUUGUUUAUAUCGCACCAAUGAAAGCAUUAGUACGUGAAAGGGUUGAUGACUGGAGAAAGAAAAUAACACCAGUGACCGGAGAUAAAGUUGUAGAGUUAACCGGUGAUUCUUUGCCAGAUCCUAAAGAUGUGCAUGAUGCCACCAUUGUUAUUACAACUCCAGAAAAGUUUGAUGGUAUUUCCCGUAAUUGGCAAACUCGUAAGUUUGUUCAAGAUGUAUCUUUAAUUAUCAUGGAUGAAAUUCAUUUGUUGGCUAGUGAUCGUGGUCCUAUCUUAGAAAUGAUUGUUAGUCGUAUGAAUUAUAUUUCCUCUCAAACCAAGCAACCGGUCAGACUGCUAGGUAUGUCAACUGCUGUUUCAAACGCCUACGACAUGGCUGGCUGGUUGGGAGUUAAGGACCACGGACUGUAUAACUUCCCGUCAAGCGUCCGUCCGGUUCCAUUGAAAAUGUACAUUGAUGGAUUUCCAGAUAAUUUGGCAUUCUGUCCUCUGAUGAAAACAAUGAACAAACCUGUGUUUAUGGCCAUUAAACAACAUUCACCUGAUAAACCAGCAUUAAUAUUUGUUGCAUCGCGUAGACAAACUAGACUAACGGCUUUAGACUUGAUCCACUUAUGUGGAAUGGAAGAUAAUCCACGUAGGUUUUUGAAUAUAGACGAUGAGGAGGAACUGCAAUAUUACUUAUCACAGGUCACUGACGACACUUUAAAGUUAUCACUCCAGUUCGGUAUUGGAUUGCAUCAUGCAGGUCUAGUGCAAAAAGAUCGUUCUAUUUCUCAUCAGUUGUUUCAAAAAAACAAAAUUCAGAUUCUGAUCGCUACAUCAACCCUAGCGUGGGGUGUCAAUUUGCCAGCUCACUUGGUUAUCAUCAAAGGUACACAAUUUUUUGAUGCAAAAAUUGAAGGAUAUAGAGAUAUGGAUUUAACAGAUAUCUUGCAAAUGAUGGGGAGAGCUGGUAGACCGGCUUAUGACACUACAGGUACUGCUAUCGUUUAUACAAAAGAGUCCAAAAAAAUGUUUUAUAAACAUUUCCUAAACGUUGGUUUUCCUGUCGAGUCCUCCUUGCACAAGGUAUUAGAUGAUCAUUUAGGUGCAGAAAUAACGUCAGGUAGCAUAACUAAUAAGCAAGAAGCGUUAGAUUUUUUGAGUUGGACAUUUUUGUUUCGUAGAGCGCAUCAUAACCCGACAUAUUAUGGCAUUGAAGAUGAUACAAGUACAGCAGGAGUCAGUGAACAUUUGAGUUCUUUGAUAGAUAGCACAUUAGAAAAUCUGCGAGAAUCACAAUGUGUUUUAUUACAUGGAGAUGAUAUUGUUGCUACGCCAUUCUUAAGUAUAUCCUCAUACUACUAUAUUUCACAUUUAACGAUACGCCAAUUAUUGAAACAGAUACAUGAUCAUGCGACUUUUCAAGAGGUAUUACGAUGGUUAUCGUUGGCUGUUGAGUAUAAUGAAUUGCCUGUAAGAGGUGGUGAAAUUAUCAUGAAUGAAGAAAUGUCGCAGCAAUCGAGGUACUCCGUUGAAAGCACUUUUACCGAUGAAUUCGAAUUACCGAUGUGGGAUCCACAUGUAAAAACAUUUUUAUUACUUCAAGCUCAUUUAAGCCGUGUAGAUUUACCGAUUGCAGAUUAUAUCCAGGAUACCGUAUCAGUUUUGGAUCAAUCUCUACGUAUUCUACAGGCUUAUAUUGAUGUCGCCAGUGAAUUGGGUUACUUUCAUACGGUAUUGACCAUGAUAAAGAUGAUGCAAUGCAUAAAGCAAGGGUAUUGGUAUGAAGACGAUCCUGUUAGUGUACUUCCAGGAUUACAACUGAGAAGAAUCAAAGAUUACACUUUUAGCGAGCAGGGGUUCAUUGAAAUGACGCCGCAGCAAAAGAAGAAAAAGCUGUUAACCUUGGAGGAAAUAGGAAGGUUUGGAUAUAAGAAAUUAUUAAAUGUUUUUGAUCAACUAACUUUUGGAAUGACAGAAAGCGAAGAUACGAAAAAACGUUUCGUCAGUGUCUGCCAAAGAUUACCGGUUUUAGAAGGCAUGAAAUUUGAAGAACAGGAAAAUAACGAGGUGUUAACAUUUUAUAGCAAGCACCUUUCUAGUAAGCAUAAUAAUGGGUUUGAAGUAUAUUGUGAUAAAUUCCCUAAGAUACAAAAAGAACUAUGGUUUUUAAUUGGACACAAAGGCGAUGAACUGCUGAUGAUUAAAAGGUGUCAACCAAAACAAAUGAAUAAAGAGGUCAUAAUACAUUGUGAUCUAUUUAUUCCCGAAGAAAUUCGUGGCGAAGAAUUGCAAUUUUCCCUUAUUAAUGACGCUUUAGGAUUACGUUAUGAUAUGGUCCAUAAACUAAUCUCUUAG
Molecule: messenger RNA, 5904 nt
Organism: Saccharomyces cerevisiae S288C
Lineage: Eukaryota; Fungi; Ascomycota; Saccharomycetes; Saccharomycetales; Saccharomycetaceae
Gene: SLH1
Product: RNA helicase
Exons: 1
Coding region: 1-5904 (1967 amino acids)
Cellular component (GO): cytosol
Molecular function (GO): RNA helicase activity; helicase activity; ATP hydrolysis activity
Source: RefSeq, marked reviewed